This is a messenger RNA of Symbiodinium sp. CCMP2592, 1659 nucleotides long. NCBI's taxonomy places the organism in Eukaryota, Dinophyceae, Suessiales, Symbiodiniaceae. The record is from the annotation of a GenBank genome assembly.
AUGGCUGGUGCCGGAAUGGACCGAUGCCGAAAGUUCGACUUCAUGGACGAAGCGACUGCAGCAGCAGCUGCGGCAGCCGCCCCACCCACGGUCAAGGGAGGCUUGGUCGUGGAUAUCGGGCCGAUGAAAUCCGGCCCCUCGCGGCUGGAUGCUGCCACGAGACUGGAGGCUGCGCGGACCUCGCUGGCAAACAUCCUGGCGGAUCCUGGCCCUUCCAGCAAGUCUGGCGAGGGAGGCGAGCCGGGAGUCCAAGUAUUUGCAGAGGCCCUGCCGGAAGAGGUGGCGCAGGUUGGAGAGAUGCGGAUCGACGAGGAUGAGGUUCUUGUCCUACCUUCAGCGCUGCCUUCGCUAGAUGGCACGCGAUUAAGGCUGCUCCAAGAGAAGCAACGCUUUGGAGAGCCCUUGGGUACUUUGGAAGUGAAGGCUAGCUCCCGCAAGUUCUGCUUUGAGACGGUACUCUCGCUUCUCGUCCCGAAGGAAGCACCGAAGUUUCGGUCCUGCGCCAUCUCCUACGGAGCCACUGGUACAGGCAAGACCUUCUGGCAGCAACGGCUGCAGAAAGCGGUGGGAGCCGAGUUGCUCAGAAUCCCGCCCGACCGACAGUGUGAUAGCUCCGGAGCUUUGCAGGUAAGCAUGGUGGAGGUCUUGGAUAAUUGCCGUGACCUCCUCGCUUCGUCGAGUGACGCCACGGUUCCUUUGCAGGAAGGCUGUGGCAGCCUCACUGCAUGCCUGCCGUCCUAUCCGGUCAGCACGCUGCAGGAGUUCGAGUCUCUUCUGUCCACUGCAACGGCGGCCAGGCGAAGCGCAGUCACAGAGAAGAGCCCUUCGUCUUCCCGCACCCACAUGCUCUGCAUCCUGAGGACAGACCGCUGCGAGGUGCUGCUUGCAGACUUGGCUGGCUCAGAGCGAGCCGCCGACCGACGAAACCACACAUCCGCGCAGUUGGGCGAGGCUAAGGCGAUAAACUGGUCUUUGGCCUGCUUACAUGAAUGCGUGCGACACGUUGCAGAAGGAUCCUCUCACAUACCUCUGCGCCGGACACCACUUACCAGGCUCCUGGAGAGUGUUCUGACGAAGGCUGGCGACCAAGAGAUCGUGUGGCUUGCCCACGUACAUCCCAGCAGCAAGAGCAUCGCUCACUCCCUGCACACUCUCUCACUGGCUGGCGACCUAGUGAAAGCUGCUUUGAUGCAGCAUCGGCGUAGCAGGCCUUGGCAGGAGGUGCCCCCCAAAGUCUGGACAAAAGAGCAGCUCUCGGCUUGGAUUGCAGCGAGCUUUCCAUCCAUGCCAGCCGACACCUUUGCCUGGGCUGAUGGUGCGGCCUUUGCGCGAGAGUGGGAGGCUGACCUUGUGAAGCGAGCCGAAUUGGCAGGGGCUUCCAAAGAAGAUGCCACUGCUGCUUACGAGGCACCCCUGCUGCGCAAUGCGGGCAUCCAGGUGAUCGACACCUUCACAAGCGGCCUGCAGCACCCGCAAGAUUCCCUGGUAGUUGCUUGCUUGGUUGUCUCCCCACCAGAAUUUCGAGCAGAUCAGAUUAUCCUGACGGCGUCCACUUUCCUGGACGGGUUUCUCGCCACCACACGGAACUUGAUCUUCUACAACAACUUCCGUGGCUGGUGGGUGAUCUAUCACGAGCUGGACACGAAGGUGGGGGUCUAA